Messenger RNA from Lemur catta (Ring-tailed lemur), 1464 nucleotides. RefSeq names its product chromosome 5 C4orf47 homolog (gene CFAP96). The record is from RefSeq and is a predicted model, not a curated record. Bases 349 to 1278 code for a protein of 309 amino acids. Gene Ontology annotation, cellular component: centrosome. The transcript is spliced from 8 exons. Lineage: Eukaryota; Metazoa; Chordata; Mammalia; Primates; Lemuridae.
CACUGCGUCUCCUUGGAGAGACGACCGCCCGUAGCGUAUUUGGAGUGGAUUCUCCGGUACCCGAAGCAACGCGUCACAACGAAGGCCCUGCCCGCGGGCAGUUUGGAGGCCAUUCGCGGCCAGGGCCUCUUGGGAGAGGCGCUUGCUCAAUUGCGACUUGGAGCCCUCGUCGCUCCUGCAGCCCAGUUAACCCCGACUGGAACUAGGACGACCUGAUCUCAAGCACUUCCGAGAGGUGACUUCGUCCUCGCGGACACUAGUGUAAAUUAGGAUUUUGCUUUAAAAGAAUUAGCUGUAAGGAAACUUUUGCAGUUACCAAGAUAGAGAACACAACCACAAGAAGCAACUAUGCCUGCAGAAGUAGGGAAAACAGAUAUGGAGAGGAUUGGCCUCUUCAGUGAGAUGGAGUAUAUUACUGUUGGUGAUAGAUAUGUGUCACAAUUUAAUCGACCCUUUAAUGAGGCUGCAAGCAAAAAUAGACAGAUGCUACCUGGGGGAUCCAAAGAAAUGUCAAAUCUCCAGGCAGGUUAUUUUGAUCCCCAUUUUGUACGGAUUUUUGAAGGUGAAGGCUACGUAAAUCUGAAUCAAGUGAGGAGACGGCAUAUGAUGGAAGAAGCCAAAAAAAAUCUAGGCAAAGCUUUCCUCCCUAGUAGUGGAGAAAAAAAGCCAUGUGGAUUAGGAAGCUACCAUGGAACAAUAGGUGGUCCAGUCCCAUUCUUCAGUGCUCAGUCAAAACCUAGAGAAAAGUAUCAGCCACCUGGAAAGAAUUUAUAUACAAACCCAGGAAAGAAAGGAACUGGAUAUGGCUAUGCAAAUAUUACCAUAGGUAAACAGUUUUCACACUCUGCCGAUCUCUAUGAUGCAUCAAAAGUAAAUUAUAAGAAAGAGAAUGAAGAACAUCAAAAUUUAGUUAAAGGAUCACCUUUCAAGUUAAAUCUUUAUCCAAGGAAAUAUUUUGACAUGAAUCCUUAUUUUUCUGAGAAACCUUUACCACCAAUUAAAAAAGAAGAGAAGAAAAAAUUAAUUCCAAGCCCUUUUAAACCCUCUUCUCCUGGUAAAAAGCCUGGUGGAAUGAAGGCAGGAACAUUUGACCCUUACCCAGCACAUUCUGCUGACCCUUAUGUGGUUAAGUUGUCAAAGAUUUCCAGCAAAGAUGAUAAGAUUUUCCGUCCACCAAGUGGACCAAAAAGCAGACCAACCGAAAGUAUAAUGACUUUGAAUGUCAUAAGGGCACUAAAUAUGAAGAACUACAAGACUGCCUCAGUACAGUCCUAUUAGCAACUGGGAGAUAAGUAGCUAAUUAGAUCCUGACUACCAGCAAUUCAUUAUCAAGAGCUAAUUAUUUGAAAAAAUAUAAGAUAUUGUGGGCCAGAUAGCUCAAGCAUUUAAAAGAAAUUUAAACCUGACUCUUCCUUAUUGUAUUACUACUACUUAAUCAAUAAAUAGUAUUUGCUAAUAAUUUAA